Messenger RNA from Salvia hispanica, 1136 nucleotides. RefSeq names its product titan9 (gene TTN9). Gene Ontology annotation, biological process: developmental process involved in reproduction. The record is from RefSeq and is a predicted model, not a curated record. NCBI's taxonomy places the organism in Eukaryota, Viridiplantae, Streptophyta, Magnoliopsida, Lamiales, Lamiaceae.
UGUUCAUUCAAAUUCUUCGAAACGGGAAAGUGAAUCCCGCUAGAAACCUCUACCUUUGCAGAUCUAAGCUUGUUGGUGCGUGUGUGGAUCGCCAAAGCAGGUUUUCAUUCCAUCAAAGAUGGAAGCACUUUACUCGAAGCUAUACGAUAAAUACACCAAAUUGAAGAAGGAAAAAGAGUACCAGUUUGACGAACUGAAUUAUGAACAAGAAGUGAAAUUCUUGAAGUAUGAAGCUGCUGCAGAUGAAAUGAUCCAGUACUUGAAAAGUGAGAAUGAAAAGCUCCAUGAACAAAAUAUUCACUUCCAAAAGUUGUUAGCGGAAGAGAACCAAAAGAGAAGUCCACUGGCCAUUCUGUGUGGUUAUCAUUUCGCUUACCAUAAUAAGGAACUCAGUGAAGAAAUUUCAAGGCUCCAAGACAAAGAAUGUUCAAGCUAUACUAUGCCCAAGGAAAGUGGACAUGAAAAUUUACACAAUACCCCUGGGGAACAAUCGCAAGGAACAUCUCCUGCAAAAUCAUCAAAAAAACGUAAAUCUAUUCAUAUUAGUGAGCAUGCAGCUACUCCAUAUGUUGAUGUUGAAGUCGACGAUCCGUCAGGUCAACUUGUUCCUAGGGACAAAAGCAGCGGUGCCCCAAGCAUCAUCCAGCAGCCUGCCUGCUGUCUAAGAACGACCAACAGUUCAGGUGGUGAUGCUGCAGAUACAAGCUCAUUCAACUGCAUGUUUCAAUAUCUUGUUGAGUAUGUAGUUGGCUUCAAAGUUUCCCCUGUCACUAAAAGCAACGAAGUGUCCAUUUUGGCGCGUCAUCAGUCAAGUGGCUACUCAUUCAGCUUGACAUGGAUAGCAAAGCCAGAUGGAGAAGUCGAGCUUCUAUACCGCGUUUUAUCCCUGGGGACUUUCGAGAGGGUUGCCCCAGAAUGGAUGAAGGAAACGCUCAUGUUCAGCUCCAGCAUGUGCAGUCUCUUUUUUCAGAGGGUUUCUCGUGUUAUCAAUACUUAACACCUUUACCUCUUCUACCUUGCUUCUUGUUCAAAUUGCUGCAACUUAUAUAGAUCAACAUUAACAAUGUAUUCAUUUCAAUGCUUUGGAGGAGUGAAUCGCAAAAGAAUGCAACUUUAAUGAAACAUCAACUCCAAAA